AAAAUCGGGAGGAAUAUAAUUUUGGAGGCACAUGAGCUCUUUGAUUUGUAUUUCUAUAAGCUUAACUAGGCGGAGCUUAACUAAACGUAAGCUAGUUUCUUCAUCUCAGUUUCCCACACCGAAAAUUUUGAAAGCAGAUAGAGUAAAUAAAAUGAGGAAGAUGAGACUCAUGGUCACGACCUUACUUGAACAGGAUCUGUUCUAUAGGAUCGUACCUCUGAAUCCUUGAAUUAUAAGGAGAUCGGAAACUAAGCCUGGUUGAUGACCGAAGGCCUAGUGGUUAGAGCGUGAUUAACGGCUCCUUCUCAGCUUUGAACGGAGCUGUAGAGGAUCGUUCUCCUCCGUUCGCGGCGGAGAUGACCUCUGGGCUGUCUGACAGGUUCCUUUUUCUUUUUUUUGGGUUGGAUUCUUCUUGUUAGUGAGUUUGUUUUGGUUGCUAGUUUCUUCAUCUCAGUUCACCAAGCUUCGUGAUUUUCUUCUAACUCAAAAAAAUGUCUCCAUCUUCACCAACACAUAGGUAAAUUGAAUCUGCAAUAUCUUUUUUCUUAAAUAAAUUAACAAUUAACGAUAAAUGUUUCCAUAAAUUGUGUUUUUGAUGUAUUUUUCAGUUUUACCAAUUUAAAAUAUGUAUACUCGUUUCUCACAAUUUCCAUUUAAUCCACCUGAUCUAAUUUUCGCCUGAAACUAGGGUUCAUGCUAUACGUUAUUGGUUUCAUUGCACUCAUCUUGCAGUGCAUUCCUUUGAUUCCAAAAAUGAAACUUUGGUCAUUAAUUGUGGGUGAAUGUUAUAUCUGAAGAAGUAGGUUGAUAUGGCAGCUAUGUUGUUCCAGCAGCUCCACAAAUUUCAUCUGGACACGUCUCAGGGCAAAUAUCAAUGGCUGAAUUUUUUAAGAUGGCCAAGGAAAGGAAAAAGGAAGGUGAAGAUAAAAAAAUGAAUAAAAAAGAGAUGCUUCUAGAGGCUGCCCGGACAGGUUAUGGUGAUUUUUGGUAUGUUUUAUUCAUUUUUAGCUACCAAUGUUUAAAUUAGCAUGUUUGUGAAAAUCUUUGGUUAGUAUGCACUUUAGUUGCUUCCUUUUUCCUCCUUGCUUCAAACUAAGAUUAGUUUUUUAUGCUUUCUAAAAUAUCUACUUUUACUUGCAUAACAGAUUACUAAAAAUUACUUCUCAUGACCAUAUCUAAUGAGUAUUGAUCUGUUAGUUAGUUCAUAUAUUAACUCUUAAUAAGAGGAAGAGUUUCGGCCAAUCGAAUUCCAGUGGCUAAAGCAAUAAGUUUAGAUUUUUUUCUCUUCUCUUUUCUUGGAUGCUUCAAUCCUGAUUUUUGCAGUUGCUUUAGUUUCACUUUUCACAUUUAUGGAGUUUUCUUGAGUUUUGUUAUUAUCCACUUUAAAAAUUAUAUUUUUAGUUUCAUCUUAUUGAGUUGUUUUGUUCACUUAUCCAGGGAUGUGAUUUUAAUGAUUACAAGUAAAUAGGCAUAGAGAUAAUUACAGAUUAUAAUUAGGCAUUUUUUUAUUUUAAACUUUUCUUGGCAAUUUUUUACUUCUUGAACAGUUGAACAAUUAGCAUUAAACAUUUUAGUGAUAUGCGUGCCUACGUGGAACCAAACAAAGUCAAUUGAGUCCAAACUGCACAGUCACGAACCAAUUUGAGUAUCAGUAGCGGUUGGGAUUAAAGUAAGUAAUAGAGAAAAGUCAUGCUUCUUCUGAUUUAAAAGUGAUAUGGUAUCUGCAAUUUUCUUUUCAGAAGUAAAGAGAAGAAUCAAUAUUCAUAAAACAGUUUAUAGUUGCCCACUAAUAAGAUAUCUUUCAAAAUAUAUUGAUUCGUGAGUCAUGAGAGACCUGUAACUUGAUUACUCUUUGUGAAUAUAAAAUCUAACUCUUUAGUCUUUACUAAUGAAACCUUGGAAGAGGAAUGAGAGGCAAGUAUAUUACGGUACAAUGACCGUUAAACUCUAUUUGAGUUGAAUGAUAUUUAGAAGUGGCAAUCAGCCUUAUUAAAGGAUGCAAAGCUAGAGGGAAGCCUUCCAGUCCAGCCGCCAGCCACUCAGCUGGGAAAGCAAUUAUGCAAAGAAGCCCUUGGUCCUUGGAGUUGCGAAGUGCGGCAAGUGACUUCGUGGCGCUUUCCGACCAACAUCCACCUGAGCCUCUGCCCUCCGAUAGUCCAGUCUCGCCCCUCGCACUCCAGUCUGCAGUGGUCUGCCUGCCUCCACUCCCUCCAGAUGGAGUCCAGCUCUACAGAGUUGUCUUACAAUUGAAGCACUUUGGUUGGGUUGUGUAGGAAGGGGAAAAGCCGAUUUUUAAAGAAAGGUUGGAAUUAUGUUUCAGAUUAAGCUCAGAAAACCAUCCAGUGAGGGCGGGUGUUCGACGAAGCAGCUACCUUCUGACAGCAUUACUUUUGCAUGCCCUGAUCACCUUGUCUUAGCAGAUCUUCCAGUUGCUAAGAGCCUUGAUUUGGCAAGUGGCACUGCUAUUUUAAAACCUGUUGGUCGGAAAUCCCGUGUCAGCUUGGAGAGCAGGUUCGUUUUUGUGUUUGUUGUGAUUUUCCUAUUGCCAUCUAUGGGCGUCUGAGCCCUUGUGAGCAUGCCUUUUGUUUAGAUUGUGCACAAAGUGAUUCCCUCUGCUACCAAUGCGAUGAACGCAUUCAGAAGAUUCAGACAAUUAAGUUGAUGGAGGGAAUUUUCAUCUGUGCAGCUCCUCACUGUCUUAACUCGUAAGUCAUUCCUGAAGAAAAAUGAAUUGGAGUCUCAUAUUCAUGGAAACCAUGCCGACCUUCUUCAACCAAGUGCAGGAAAAAGUACGAAUGUGUCGGACACCGGCAAUGCUAGAAAACCUGCAGCAUCAGAAUCCACUGUACAAGCACCUCUCAGGUCUGCAUUCUCUUCCACUCUGGGCUCCCAGGCUUAUGAUCGCGAAGACAAAGCUCAGCAUAUGUCAUCAAAACCACCUUCUACUGGAAAAAUGUAGAACCAUCAAACAGAUCAGGCGAUCAGCCGGCUGAUAUAACCUCCUCCAGGUUUUGAGAGGUCUGGUUCUCAGAAUCAAUAUUCUCUGCAGAAUUUUGACUCACGGGGCGGGAUGAGACAAGAACCUGGCCCAUAUCAUGACAAGCAACAAGGAUCUGUUGGGGGGUGUCCUUUUCCAGAAUAUUCUAUCAAUAAUGUUCCUCGUCAACCUCAUACUUUCAUGCAUGUUAAUCCAAAUUCAGUUAUGCCUCUUCAAUUAGGAUAUCCUCAUUUUUCACCUGAACCGUUUUAUAGUAUUCCAUAUGAUAUGAGAAGGCCACACUCGACUACAGAUGUUGGCUCAGAACAAGGAUCAUUACUGGGUUUCCCCCCAGGUCAUGCUCGGCCAUGGGUAUGUCGCGAACUGCUGGCCCUUUUGAUUCUCCAGCAGCUCAUGGAUUCAUGGCUAGUUUCCUGAAUGCGCCUGAACAAGGAAGAAGUGCUUUCUUUCAAGGAAAUUCUGUAGCUUUGCCUCCAAAUGGUCCUCCUGCCUCCCUUUCAUCUAACAAAGGAUUAGAGACUGGACAUGGUGGAUAUUAUAUGGAUUCACGUGAUGCAAAGACUAAUUUGGCACAAACUAUGCCUCUCCCGCCACUUCCUCCUUUGCCUCCUCAUAUGCACCAGCUUAAAAGAGGUAGAUCGUAUUCAGGGGAUGCUGAGUCAUGAUUCCAGGAAGGGCUUCAGCUGACAGCAAAACAUCCUGAUUGGUCUAUCUGUUUGUAUUUCUUCUUCUUUCAGUACCUGUUUAUGUUUUCUGGCUGAUAGUGUUGUAUUGGAAACGAAUGAGUCUAAUUAGUAAAAUAUGUUGCAGAGUUCAAAAAAAAAAGAUGCAAACCUAAAAUAGGAUUUUCACUCGAAUUCCCCUAAAAUGAUAGGCAUGACUCUGAUGAUGUUUGAGAUAAAGAACAACAAAAAAGUGAAUUAACCUGAUACGGCCAACCAGAGGAAGCUUAUCCAUCAAUGUUUAAGUUUGGUGUUACACAGCAAACAUGUUCUAUACUUCUGUAUGUGUGUAUCAGUGUAUGUAUUUUCUCUUUCCGGAGUAAGAAGCAAUUCAUGUCAUAAAUGGUAGAAAUGUGAUCACAAAGCUAAUACAUAAUCUUUGUAACUUCUGAAAGCUCCAAACAACAUGAAUGAUGAAGAAGAAUCAGUAAAGAUUAUUGGGGGUUGACGAGAGAAUAGCUUCUGUCCUUUCAUCUGCACCAAUUAGCAUUUGUAUCAUCCGGUCUGCUUAGCACGCAUUAGUUCCUUUCAUCGUUUCCAAUAGAGGAACUGAUUUGUGUUGAUACGAAUCAGAUUUGGAUUUAGGAGUUAUUCCGCACUACUUUUAUUCUAUGUAUGUACUUCGUAUAUCUAUAUAUGUAUGUAUAUGCUCUGUAUAUGAGUAUAUCUACCAGGCAGAGAUGUUAUGUUUUGUCUGGACAACUACGCAGAUCUUCCGUUUCAUACGGGUUGCAUACUUGCAUGUGUGAUGUGUGUAAAUAUUUACACAUAAAUUUCCAUUUCAUACCGACUAUAUUGUAACUAAACAAUAAUUAAACAGGUUUAACACUUGAAAUAAUGACAACAAUAUUACUUCUCAGUUUCUGUUGGACAAAAAUAUGACCACUUUUAACAAUUAUUGGAAAAUGACCUGACUUUUAACGUAUUCCACCUUCCGCUUUCAACUUACGCUUUCAUCUUCCUCUUCCGCCCAAACAUCCUCACAAGCUCCAGAGCCUCCAACGUUGAUGUUGUCGUUGCACAAACAAUCACCAACACCAGCACCAAUCUCUUCUUCUUCUUUGAAGUCGGUUGCUCCAUCAUCGAAGAACAAUCCAUAUAUGUGACUCCCUGUGCUCCAGUCGGUUGCUCCUCUUAUGCGGUGGCUAGGUUAUGGACUUGCGGCGGCUAGGAUUUGGGGUAGAUGAGCGGUGAAGAUGCAAUCCCUACAGUAGGGAUGACACUUUCACAGCUCUUCAUCGCCAUAGCUAGAUCAAUUUAGAUCUGGUUCUUCUUUAUCUUCUUGUCUAGCCAUUGUUUUCGUUUUGGUACAUAGAUUUGGCUUGGUGUUGGGUCAACGGCUGGAAGGUCGGGGAGGGGGCUGGUGCAGCGGCGGUGGGGAACUGACGGUGCUUUUGGACUAUGGCAGUGGUGCAGGGGCUUUGGAGUUAUGGUGCAGGGGCCUGUUAGCGAUGGUGCAGGGGAGGAAAUGGUGGUAAGUGACCGGAGGGCAGUGAUCAGAGUAAUUUUGUGUCACUGCGGAUGGUUGUCGGAAGGGAAAGGCUGGUGUGGUCACUGUUGGUGGCCGAGGGCAAAAGCGGCAGUUUCCAAGUGUGAGGCAGCUGAGUGCGGGUGCGGGGGGUUGGGGAGGCGGCAGUGGCGGCGGCAUUGGGGUGGCAGCCGGUUUUGAUUGAAUUUUACAUUUACGGCAGGUAAUAGUGACAACGACGGCGGCACAGAUGUCACUGUGGUGGUGCCACUGUAGCGGCGACACUAUGACAGUGUUACUGUGGCGGUGACGAUGUAAUUGACGUGAAAAAAAUUGACAGUGACCACCCUCAGUGACAUGAAAAACGCAUACAGUGACAUAAAAUUUUUGCGGUGACAUCAUGUAUUUCAAUUCCAAAUGUAUGACCUAGUUAAUCACUUUUUUGUCAAUUUUUAAAACUACUCACAUUUUUGAAAAUUUAGUUCAAUUUAGUAAUAUCAAAGGGAAAACCCCUUAACACUUUAACUAUGAAUAAGUGUAGUCUAUACAACCAAGCAUUCCAGCACCGCUGGUUGUGAGGUUAUCGUACCUAGUGAUAGGUCUCGAGUUCGAAACUCACUAGGCAUAUAAGGGUUUGAAAUUCAAUAAAGUGAGUUUCAACCCUAAAGAUUACUCCAGACCCUCAGUCACCCUCCCCAGACCCCCCGGAGUAGUUUACACCAAUGAUUUGGUGGGUAGAAAGGUGUGAAGAAGCAAAACAUUGCUGACUCUACCAACGAUUUUCGAGCUUUCAAAAAAAAUAGAGAUUCCUCCGGUGGUAAAAGGAGAAGGGUGAAGUGAACAAUUUUGUUUAGCAUAUUUUUAAAAGUUUGUGUUAGAAAACAUGUCAUUUUCCAGCCUAUAAUCACGACUAAAAAAGGAUCCUGUGGACGGUGAUAUGGCUAGCAGCUAAUUAAGAAUUUAAUUUGCAUGAGGUCAUUACAUCCACAUUUAUUGGAUUACUUCUUAAGUAGGAAGAACCAUUUAUAUAUGAAGUUUGAAUUUUAAAUAAAAGCAUAUCUAUUGUCUUGGAUUUUGAACUCUACAUCACAUUUCUAACUUCAAUUUUACUUUUUCUAAUCAUUACACAAUUCAACACACAAAUUCAAACAUUACAUUUCGAUGACAAAAUUGAUUGAUAAGUUUGAUAAAGAAACCCGAUGUCACUAAAUGAGCUCUAAAAUUGAAUGAAUUGAUUGAAUAAGUUGAGGUUAAUGAUAUUCUGAUUAAAGUGAUUUUCAGAAUUAUGGAAAAAAUAUUUUAUUAAUAACAUAAAGAAUAGUAGUCAGAAAAGUAACUCUAAUAUAUACUAAUUUUGAUUAUUACAUAAUUCUAUGCACACAAUCAAAAAUAAUAUAUACAAUAUGUAAUAAAUAUUGACUGAUGAGACCAAUAAGCUUUAUAUAAAGAUGAGCCUAAUAUCGGGAUGUUAUGUGAGAAUAUUACUCGGUAGAUGUGAUGUGAAUAAUUAUAUAUUGGGGUGUUCAUCAUGAACAUCAAAGUAUCAAACCAUACGUAAUGAUUUUAUGAUUUAUGAAGAACAGAAGAAUAUGUAUUACCUCAACAAAUGAUGCGGUUGAAGAUGCAGUCAUUUUUAUCAUGCAAAAUUAAACCAAUAGAAAUGGUUGUAUAAAAAUUGUGUAGAAGUUAUGUGUCGAAGGUUACAUACGUUAAACGUUUAAAGAUAUUGAUUUGUAAUGAAGAUAACAAAUAAAUUAAUCACAACUGAAGUUGCUUACAAACAAGUGUUAUAAACUAAUGAGAGCUCAUGGGAACAUUUAUACCAUUUUCAAAAGAGAAAUUGUCAAUACUGUCUGGGCCGUGUAUUUCUAAUUAUAAUCCUCUCUGUUUCACAAUGAGACACUUCUUUAUGUCCUUACUUGGUCAACUAAUCUUUACCAAACGAGUAAAAACGAUACUUAAAAGUCAAAAUCAGAGGGAGUACAAAGAAUUCAAGAGGACUAUACUAACAGCCAUAAAUAUUACUAGGUACAGAAAAGUGUACAAUUAAGAGGCACCCUCAACUUUGAUUUUAAAAGAUUUUCUCAGAAGCAUAUAUUUGAUCUUAUUUACUGCGUAUUGUUGCUCCCGGUGAGUGACGUCACAGUCAGCAACACAUGGAUGGAGAGAAAGAGGAGGCAGUGUGGACUGUGGAUUGAGGUGCCUCCUUGAUCGAAUAUGAUACGCAGUAUCACAUAACAUUUUUUUUCAAAUACAGUAAAAAUAAAAUAUCAAUUAGUCACUCAAAUUUGAUAGGAAACAAUAAUACAAGAACAUCCAGAGAUGAAAAAGACAAUUCAAAGGAGCAGAUGGAGUAAUAUUCUAAUUAAAAUGUACUUCUAAACCACUUUGUAUGCAAGAUUGAUUAAUUUUGAUAAUCAGGUACUUCGGUAAUGAAUUCCAGUGCUAAAUUAUGAAGUUGAAUCCAAAAUCUUUAUGGUCCAACAUGUGGUAAAAAAUCGACUUUUCCCAUAUGAUUUAUGCUCUUAUUCUCUUCUUUUGGCUUGUAGAUUUAAGGUCUGGUUUCUAGGCUUACUGCUUUGGUAAUUUUGGGUAUGGAUUAGGAAUGGCAACCAUUAAACCUGUGGAACGCUUUAUUUUGGUUGUUUCUUCUGCUUUUGUAGAUUCUCGAAAAUCAAUAAUAGGGAGAAUGCAUUACAAAAAAAAUUAUAUUUUAAUUGGAUACAACAGAGGAUUACAAGAUUUAAAUAGAUAAAAAAUCAAGGAUGAGGGGAAUAGCCUCAGAUAGUCGAUCACUCGUCAUCUAAAACUUUCAGACGGUAAUUCCAAAUAGUUCAACAGAAUUCAUCAAUGACAUUCCCCGAUCUCCAAACCAUAGAAAAUGAAUAUAGUUAUGAUUUUUAAUUAUAAUAAUGAUCCAAGUAGAUUAAAUUCAAACCCAGAACGCUGUUCAGAAAAUGUCAUUUUUCAGAACCAAUUCAUGAAUUUAUUCAAACAUUUGGAAGACAGGGUAAGAUGACUAAAUGCAGUCACUUAUGAAGUCUUAAAAGUUCACAUUGAAAUGUAAACGCAUAAAACGGCUCUAUGGAAGAACAGAACAUCUAUCCAUAGGUUCCUAUAUAAUGCGAAUAAAUUUGAUCUCGGUUCAAUCAUAGCAUCGCCGGUCACUGCACGGAAAUGCUACCGGCGACGUGGCAUCGAACCUUCGUAAUUUUCACAUCGCAAGAAAACAGCCUGGGAGAAAAACAAUAACCUCAGAGACCCGUUCCAAAUCACACAAACCCAGCGGCGAAAGCGGAUCGAAGCCACCGCCCAAAAAAGUACAAAACAAUUUGUGGGCGGAGCGACGCCGGACCUCCACCGCUGCUGUUCGGAUUGUCAUACGGCACUUCCUAUUCUAUGGGAAUUCUUCCUCAUCGGCGUCAAAACUAUGUAAUCUACCGCUAACCCUAAACCCAGCCCCUAAAACCGAACAAACCAGUUGUUCGGAUUAGCAUUUGAAGAUGAGAAUUGGGUGAACGUGAG
Messenger RNA from Cuscuta europaea, 8713 nucleotides. Lineage: Eukaryota; Viridiplantae; Streptophyta; Magnoliopsida; Solanales; Convolvulaceae. The record is from the annotation of a GenBank genome assembly.